CGCCCUCCCGCCUUCCCGCAUCUUCGCCUUUUCCUGCACGUCCAAGCCCUACCGUGCCUCACAACUGCACCUUUGCACAUCCUGGUUUGCUGUCAUCAUGAACGGAUACGGCUAUCCUGUAGACCAGUCCGGCUACUACGCAGAUUCUAGCUACAACAUGCCGCAAUACACCCCCGCUCAAAUACACGCAUACUAUCAACAGUAUGGCUGCUACCCUGCGGGCUACCAACCACCACAGCAAACGCCCCAAGUACCCACCUCUGCAUACGGUUACCCACAGGGCACUACCGCCUACGGCCAUCCUUCCACCUCGCACGAGUACUAUACGCCCGUGGGUAGCGCCCAGCAAGUCGCCCGGUAAGUCAACGGUUGCUUGAUACAGACAUUGAAUUCGAUCCGUUCGGCUAACAUCUCCUAGGCCACGGAGUCCACGGUAUGUGAUCCUUCACCCCACGGUGCUGGUUUUCGCCUUGCAUGAAACCCUAACAUCA
Molecule: messenger RNA, 491 nt
Organism: Paraphaeosphaeria sporulosa
Lineage: Eukaryota; Fungi; Ascomycota; Dothideomycetes; Pleosporales; Didymosphaeriaceae
Exons: 2
Coding region: 98-361 (87 amino acids)
Source: RefSeq, a predicted model, not a curated record